Dermacentor andersoni is the source of this 1269-nucleotide messenger RNA. Its product is annotated as GPN-loop GTPase 1. The record is from RefSeq and is a predicted model, not a curated record. NCBI's taxonomy places the organism in Eukaryota, Metazoa, Arthropoda, Arachnida, Ixodida, Ixodidae. Gene Ontology annotation, molecular function: GTPase activity.
GGCCGCAGUCGCAGCGCGCGAGACUUUUGCGUAUAUGUGCGCAGCUGCGCAGCGUCUGCGUGUGUUGCCGCUUUUGUCAUUUCUCGAUUAGCGGUUGCCUGGAUUAGCGAUGGCGAGUAGCAGUGGAGAGCCCCAAGAUAGCGGGUCAUUACCAACCUGUGUCAUUGUGCUUGGGAUGGCAGGAUCUGGGAAAACGACAUGGGUACAGCGGUUAACAGCACAUCUACACACCGUAAAAAGACCACCGUAUGUCGUGAACCUGGACCCAGCCUGCAGUGAUCUUCCAUACCCUGCCAAUGUUGAUAUCAGGGACACUGUGAAGUACAAGGAAGUCAUGAAACAGUAUGGCUUAGGUCCUAAUGGUGGCAUUGUCACAUCACUCAACCUGUUCUCUACACGCUUUGACCAGGUGAUGCAGCUCAUACACAAAAGAAAAUCUGAACUUGAGUAUGUAAUUUUUGACACACCAGGCCAGAUUGAAGUCUUCACCUGGUCUGCAUCUGGAAGCAUCAUCACAGAGACCUUGGCAUCUGAAUUUCCCACUGUGAUUGUGUAUGUGAUGGACAUGGUUCGCAGCGUGAGCCCAGUCACCUUCAUGUCCAACAUGCUUUACGCAUGCAGCAUUCUCUACAAGACGAAGCUGCCAUUCGUCAUUGCCAUGAACAAGGUUGAUGUGGUGGACCACCAGUUUGCAGUGCAGUGGAUGCAGGACUUUGAGGCCUUUCAGGAUGCACUGCAGGGAGAGACGUCGCACAUCUCCAACCUCAGUCGCUCACUCAGCCUUGUUCUUGAUGAAUUCUAUGCCAAUAUCAACACUGUCGGUGUGUCUGCUGUGACGGGCAAAGGUGUGCUCGAGUUCCUCGAGGCCUUGCAGAAAGCUCGCCACGAAUAUGACACUGUGUAUCGGCCAGAGUAUGAGCAGCUCAAGAAAAAAAAGGAAGAAGUGUCAUUGGCUGAACAGCAGAAGCAGCUGCAACGGUUAAGGCUGGAUGUUGCUGAAGGAGACAGCGUUCCUCUCACAGGCGUUGUGCACGGAGCUGAAGACAGUGUGGAUGUGCAACCUGGCUUGAGUGAUGAGGAAGAUUCUGAAGAGGAACAGCCAAUGGACGAUGAAGAUGAUGAUGAAAAGAAAGAAUACGAGUCAUUCAAGAACUUUCUUGAAAAGGAGAAAACAAAGCGUGCAAAGAAGUACCAAGCACAAGCUGUUGGAAAUACGUAAUUGACCACAAGAUGCCGCAAUGUACAGUACAUAAAUAAUUUGAAGUUUUU